AUGGUUUCGAGUGUGCUCAACGAAUGUAUAAUCGCGGACCGCGGCCGGCUCCAGCUGCCGACACUCGCCGCGCCCUUGACAGCUGGCACGCCCCCGACAAUCACCGCACCCCUGAUAAUCACCAUGCCUCAGACAGCUGAAGAACCGGGCUGCCUCGUAGCAAUCAAGAAGUGGCUCCGCUGCUGCUGUCGUGCGGAUUAG
This is a messenger RNA of Phanerochaete carnosa HHB-10118-sp, 201 nucleotides long. RefSeq lists its product as uncharacterized. The record is from RefSeq and is a predicted model, not a curated record. The transcript has 2 exons. Lineage: Eukaryota; Fungi; Basidiomycota; Agaricomycetes; Polyporales; Phanerochaetaceae. The coding region runs from base 1 to 201 and encodes 66 amino acids.